Molecule: messenger RNA, 1331 nt
Organism: Nicotiana attenuata
Lineage: Eukaryota; Viridiplantae; Streptophyta; Magnoliopsida; Solanales; Solanaceae
Product: protein IQ-DOMAIN 14
Exons: 5
Coding region: 181-1053 (290 amino acids)
Molecular function (GO): protein binding
Source: RefSeq, a predicted model, not a curated record
UUCUAUAUCUUUCUUUCUUUUUAGAUUAAAGAUUAAAAAAGAAAAGAAAACUAAAGAUUACCUACCUCCUUUUUAAUUAUUUCAGUGCUACCACAAGAAGUUCAUAAUCAAAAUUACAUGUUUAUAAGUUCUCAGGUAUGAAGGUCUGCGAUAUGAUCUAAAUUUUGAUUAUUCAAUACCAUGGGUUCAGGUUUUUGUUUGAAAACAAUUAUAGGGCGAAAGAGGAACAAAGGGCGUAAAUCCAAACAACUCAAGGGUAGUAACGCAUCGGAUGAGCCAAAGGGAGAAAUUUCUAGUGGUAAAGACACCGGUGCUCAUUAUUCAAAUGGAAAUUCUUCAAAAAGGAUUUCUCGUAAAAUUAAGUUCACUGAGAGUACUGCCGCCACCAGAAUUCAGACUGCGUUCAGAGCUCAUUUGGCAAGAAAAGCUCUACGUCGUGUAAGAGGCGCUUUGAGAUUUCAAGGUGUAAUUGAGGGUCUAAGUGUAAAUAACCAAAUAGUAGGGACUUUGAAACAAAUACACUGUUGGAGCAAAAUACAGUCCGAGAUCAGAGCUCGGCGACUGAGUAUGGUAACUCAAGGCCGGAAUAUGCAGAAGAAAAUUCAAAAUCAGCAAAAACUCGACGCUAAGCUUCAUGAGCUUGAGGUGGAAUGGAGCAGUGGUGCUGAAACAAUGGAAGAAAUAAUCCAGAAGUUACAACAAAGAGAAGAAGCUGCAAUUAAAAGGGAGAGGGCAAUGGCUUAUGCUUUUUCUCAUCAGUGGAGAGCCAAUUCAAACCGAUAUUUUGGACAAGCAUAUUAUGAUCUUGGCAAGGAUAGCUGGGGUUGGAGUUGGAUGGAGCGUUGGAUCGCAAUUAGACCAUGGGAGACCAGAGUUCAAAACUCCGUAAAUCCAAAAAUCUCUCACUCCCACCAAAUUUCCAAGAUAACUAAAACUACAAAUUUGGGACCUAUGAAACUAGUUGUCUCUGUUAAAAAUCCAUCCAUUUCAAAAGGAAGAAAGUUGUCCAUCUCUGUUCCUGAGAAUCAAGCUUCCCAAGAAGCUGACAUUUGAUUGGCCAACUCAACUUAUACUUGAAAAAUAUUACCUUUUUAGGUACCAAAUCCACAUAAUAUAACCCUACCAAUAUGUUGUCAAAUUGACAUUUUUAUUCUUUUGCUUUGUUUAUUUAGUGUGAUUCUGGAAUUGUGCCUUGAAUUUUUUAUAAGAUACAAGUGGUGUAAAUGAUGUACUUGGUGAUGGAAACUUUUUGUUUUAUGUUAUUCGUUUUUUGAUUGAAUGUAUUAUAAUAUUUUUUAUGUGAUGCACGAACGGUAGAAGGGUCAAGUCAA